Messenger RNA from Scatophagus argus, 1948 nucleotides. It is a transcript of the gene hmx4, whose product is annotated as H6 family homeobox 4. The transcript has 2 exons. Gene Ontology annotation, molecular function: RNA polymerase II transcription regulatory region sequence-specific DNA binding; DNA-binding transcription factor activity, RNA polymerase II-specific. Gene Ontology annotation, biological process: regulation of transcription by RNA polymerase II. Bases 520 to 1323 code for a protein of 267 amino acids. Gene Ontology annotation, cellular component: nucleus. The record is from RefSeq and is a predicted model, not a curated record. Lineage: Eukaryota; Metazoa; Chordata; Actinopteri; Scatophagidae.
GAUUUCAAAAUCUAACUCGAAAUACCUGGUGAUAACACAGAAAUAACUACGGUCAAAGCCAGCAUCCACUGUCAGCGGCCUCACAGAGCAAACACUACGGUGUGAAGUAACAGUGAAAUUAAAACUAUGCCUUAUUUCCUCGGGUCCCCUGCUGGUCUCCGGACUCCUGGUCCCGGUCCCCUUGCAGCAGUUGUAUGACGAUGAGAGGGUGGGGGUUGGGGGGUGCGGGAGAAGGAGGGCACAACAACAAUCUCGUGCCCGCCCUCUCCUCCCAUUCUUCGCGGUUUUAUUGGUCCAUAUUGCACGCUCCUCUGGACCAAUCAACGAGGACAACGCGCGCCCCAUCCGGUGUGUGCAGUAAGUGAGCAGGCAGAGAGCAUCGCCAGCCCGGCAGUGUCUGCUCAGUGGCUGCUGCUAUGGUGCGUAGAGCAUCGAGGCGUUAGUGGUCAGAUUAACGUCCCACUUUCGACUUAGUAGAGUCGCGGUAGUAAACAAAAAAGGACUUACGCAUUGGAGAAUAUGAACAAAGUGGACGCACCAUGCCGACCCGCCGCCUCUCUCAAAUUCACUAUUGACAACAUCCUCAACCUCAAGACAAGCGGGAGGAACUAUGACAGCUGUCACCCCGCCGGACUGCAGGAUGACUCGGCUACGGCGAUACGUGACGACGGUUUCCAGAGCCACCACGAGGAGCACGUAGCCCAGCAGAGGCAGGACCCAGACAGCAGGCUUAACGAAAGUGGUAAGGAGUUGAUCUCAGCCUGCAACGGAGCAACGGAAUCAGUCAUCAUCAGCCGGGCAGACCCGAAGAAGGCGACGGAGGUGCGCUUCGAGAGCGGGGACAGCAGCUGCGACGACAGCAGCUCCACCACAAGGGCCACGGACCCCCACAAAGGAGGAAGCCCUGCCAAAAAGAGCAAAAUCAUAGCGAAAAAGAAGACGCGCACAAUUUUUUCCAAGAGACAGAUUUUCCAGUUGGAGUCUACCUUCGACAUGAAACGUUACCUGAGCAGCGCAGAGCGCGCCUGCCUCGCCAGUUCACUUCAGCUCACAGAGACCCAGGUGAAAAUAUGGUUUCAGAACCGCAGGAAUAAAUUGAAACGGCAAAUCUCGACCGAGAGCGACGGACCUGUUAACGAGUUCUCCGAGACUGGAAAGCCCGUGGUGGUGGGGCAGCUCCCGGCCUUGUACAAAGAGAGCAACCUGCUGGGGAGAUGCCUGCUGCCCAUGCCGCUGCCAGUCGUAUACCCGGGCAGCAGCACGCCUUACCUCUGCUUCUCAAACGCCAGCAAGUACUUCAGCCUGUAUGACGGGGACGUAUGAUGGCUCCAUUAACACCCCGCGUGAGAGAGACACUUUUUGGUGGUCUGUUGCCAACUUUGAAGCAUUUACGGUGUUGAGAUGGUGGGCCGGACCCGCGGCCUUACUAUUCUGCAAGUACAACUACAGAGGAGUAGUUACAUAUCACUUACAAUAAGCUGAUUCGGUAUUAUUUAUUUUUCUGUGGGUUUUGUAGGUCUGACACUAAACCUGCUAGAAUUACACACAGUCGUUUUUAGGAAAUCACGGGCUGAGCUAAUGAUAGCCUGAGGGAGGCCUAAAACAGAAUCAAUCCCUACAUGUUAUUGUUUACAUGUCGUCAUUAUUAUUAUUAUUAUUAUUAUCAUGAUUAUUAUUAUUAUCAUGAUUAUUAUCAACAACAGGAUUCCAGCAGCUUAAGCCACCAAAGAAACUACAAUAGCCUAGCAACAGUAUUUGCAUGCAUUUUCUGUAUCAUAAUGAAUUUUGAAUUACUGAAAUUACCUAUGUAUUUAAAUGAAUGUAAUUAACAUUUUAUUCUAUGUUUCACGCAUGUCUAUUUUUUCUGAGCAUCCUAUUCUUACUUUAUUCCACGUUUGCGUAUAGGCUCAUUACACCAUUUAUUGAAACUGUAAUUAAAACAUCUUCA